GGUCUGUGCGCCUGUGCUUUGCAAGGCCUCGACUCAGAGCCAUCGUGGCGCUCUCUACCAGCCUUCGAGCUAGUCGAUGCGUCGCCUUGCUGUCACCUACCUCCUUGCAUUGACUAGUAUGCUGUGCAAAUCGAGGGAUUUUCUUGCCCGGCACCUAAGUAAGCUCCAGAACCGUCGACCAAGAUAUUGCACAGACCUGGUAAGAUGGUAUAAGUUCGCGAAGGUUGCCAGCCGUUGGAAGGUGUCUAUUCAACGCUCUUUCAAGUCGCUCAUUCUUCAUCUACGUCUGCUUAGACGGUUCACUCAUUCAAACACGCUCUUUUACAGCAGCCCUUGCUAGCAUCCAUUCAUUUAUAUCAUUCUUUACUAUCGCAAAGACAGGACAGACGCAGAAUGACGUCCACCACCCACCAAGCGAUCCUCGCAGCAGUACUUGUACUUGCAUCUGGUGUUCGUGCACACGGCACCGUCUCUGGCGUUGUUGCAGGAGGAAACUGGUAUUCAGGUUACAAUGCCAAUUUCCAAUGGCGAAACCCCAUCCCAGUGGUCCCAGCCUGGACCGCCAAUACCUUGGACAACGGCUUUGUCGACAACUAUGCAUCUCCAGAUAUGAUCUGCCAUAAAGUUGCAACUGCAGGCGGUUCUUAUGUCACGGUGGCAGCUGGCAGCACCGUCGAACUUCAAUGGACCCCUUGGCCCGAGUCUCACCACGGCCCUGUCUUGGAUUACCUUGCUUCCUGCAGAGGUGACUGCCAGACAGUCGAUAAGACAACGCUGUUGUUCAACAAGAUCAAUGAAGGUGGAUUGAUUUCGGGAAGUAAUCCAGGUCGAUGGGCAUCAGAUGAACUGAUUACGCGGAACAACUCAUGGACAGUGACUAUCCCAGCGAGUAUCGCGCCAGGAAAAUAUGUCCUUCGUCACGAGAUCAUUGCCUUGCACUCAGCUGGCAGUCUGAACGGCGCCCAGAACUACCCAUCUUGCUUCAAUCUCGAGGUCACUGGCUCUGGCACCAAUACCCUCGCCACCGGCACCCUUGGCACUCAGCUAUACAAUGCCCAGGAUCCUGGCAUUUUGUUCAACCUCUACAGGACUUUCUCGUCAUAUAUCAUCCCAGGCCCUGCUCUUAUGAGCGGAGGAGGCUCUGACAACCCUCCACCGGCUUCCAGCUCGCAGGCAACCUCGACGCCAACACCAUCACCAACUCCAUCUCCGACUCCUACCCCGUCUCAGUCCAGCAGCACCCCACCCACGCCUCCUGCCUCGUCAUCGUCUUCUAGCCCUGUGUCGUUCUCAAGCACGGUCACAGGCCGCAUUGGCAAACCAACAAAGUUCACUUGCUACGUGGAUGAGGAGCUGUAGUCUAACCAAGCGGUUUGGGAACUAGCCGUAUAGACUGCGGCGAACUGACGCUGGGACGAGUUGAGGUGUCAUGUCGGAGGAAGAUAGUCGCAUCUAGCAAGCAUAUGCAUUGUCAAUAGAUCUCGAGGCUGACCAACGUGUCAGACUGCAUUCAAUAAUAUCCAAAAAAUAAAAUCAUCAUAUAUAUUCUUCUCCC
This is a messenger RNA of Exophiala mesophila, 1555 nucleotides long. RefSeq lists its product as uncharacterized. Bases 394 to 1359 code for a protein of 321 amino acids. NCBI's taxonomy places the organism in Eukaryota, Fungi, Ascomycota, Eurotiomycetes, Chaetothyriales, Herpotrichiellaceae. The record is from RefSeq and is a predicted model, not a curated record. The transcript has a single exon.